Callithrix jacchus (white-tufted-ear marmoset) is the source of this 944-nucleotide messenger RNA. The record is from RefSeq and is a predicted model, not a curated record. NCBI's taxonomy places the organism in Eukaryota, Metazoa, Chordata, Mammalia, Primates, Cebidae.
AGGCUCUCGCCGCUUGGACUCCGCUGCCUCUUAGCACUAGCUAUGACUGCGCGCGGGACUCCGAGCCGCUUCUUGGCCAGUGUUCUCCACAACGGACUGGGUCGCUACGUGCAGCAGCUGCAGCGUCUGAGCUUCAGUGUCAGCCGUGAUGGCCCCUCGUCUGGCGGCGCCAGGGAGUUCCUGGAACGGGAGGUGAUCGACUUCGCCCGACGGAACCCAGGGGUCGUAAUAUAUGUGAACUCGCGUCCGUGUUGCGUGCCAAGAAUAGUGGCGGAAUACCUUAACGGGGCUGUGCGCGAGGAGAGCAUCCACUGCAAGUCGGUCGAGGAGAUCUCGACGCUGGUGCAGAAGCUGGCCAACCAGUCGGGCUUGGAUGUGAUCCGCAUCCGCAAGCCCUUCCACACCGACAACCCUAGCAUCCAGGGCCAGUGGCACCCCUUUACCAACAAAUCGACCACGUUCCACGGGCUACGCCCCCGAGAGGUCCAGGAUCCUGCCUCAGCCCAGCUGCAAGCACAGUGAAGAGUUGCCCACCAACUCCAACCCCAGGUAGACAAAUGGAACCCAUCAGUGGGGAAGCUGACACAGGUUCUGCUUGGGAUAAAGAAGAGCUGCCUAUCUAUUUCCAGUGCCUGCUUCUGGGGGCAGUGACCUUUGUGAACCCUUAAUUUUUAUCCAAGUGACAUCGCUAAAACCUGAGAUGAGGAAGACUUCAAGGGUUUUACAGGGCCCUUGUUUUUGAAGUCCAAAUUGAUAAUAAUGAUCUCAAAACACAAUGAGAAGUUUCAAGGCUGGCUUCUGAAGAAUCCCUGAUAUCUUAUUGGUACACGUGACCUAUACAGAGCUCUUCUCUGCUCUGAUGGGCUAGGCACUUUAUAUCUGUGUGAAUGUUUGUUUAAGGAUUUAUAAAACCUAGGUUAAUAAACUUACCCAAGGUCAUUUCA